CUGAUCGUCAUUUCCUGGGGCCGUUGAAGUGUUUCCGCACUGUUGUGUGUAUCUGUAUCUCUGAUAGAUUUCAGUCACUCUCGUUUUCCUGUGUUGCAGGGAAUACGCGCGAGGGGCCCCUGGGGUGGAAUAGAGCCAUCAUGGCUGCUGUUUACUCUGAAAAAGGUGGCACAUUGCAAGGAGAUAUUGGGGUACUUUCACAAGAAAAUAAGGAGGGUACUAGUAAUGUUGGUUUACCUACUCCCAGCAAGCCUAAACAAAUUAAAGCAGAAGACAUAGGUGCAUUCGUAGACUCAAGGCUUGGCCCAGCUACAUCUAAGAACCACGCCGAGAUUGUUGGGAUGAACGCCAUGCCACCUAUUAUAAUAAAAGAGGAGCAAAUCGAGGAUGAAGAAUAUGUGCAGAUAAACUUGAGUGAUAUCGCUGCAGGAUCCGAGGAGAGAGCUUCUGAUAAUGAAAAUGAGUCCGUUCAAGAAGCAAAUGUUGAUGGGGGGUGGCAAUUCCGCUGUGUGGAUUGUGGCGAGACCUUCGGGGACAAAGAGGUAUACCUGGAGCACCGUCGAGAGCACACCCACGACGGUCCCAUCGUGUGCCUGGACAGUGACUCUCAGUGGGACGACCUUCUCGUCUCUCAGGAUGGUGGCCGGCGGACUCUCUGCUGUGCCCUUUGUGGGCGCAAAUUUUCGAGUUCACGUGGCUUUUUCAGUCACCAACUGAAGCACCGUAAUCAGGCACUGAAGCACGGUCAGGAGAACAGCUAUGGACUGGGUGGCGUGAAGCAACGUUUUUAUGAGUGUGAAGACUGUGGUAAGACGUACUCUACCAUUGGUCAGUAUCUCAACCAUCAGCGAUCUCACAAACAGGCCUCAAAGUCUGUCUUUCAUCAGUUGGCAGACCUCAAGAAGAAGUCGUUCCAGUGCCCCACGUGUAGCCGCUGCUACUCUCGUGCUUCAGCCCUUGAUGCCCAUCGCCGCUGCCAUGAGGUGAAACUGAUCAAACCCCGAGCUGGUGGUACAGGGAAGGCACCAGUGGCUCAGGAACCUGCAAGUGAAAAUGAAGGUUCUGACCAAGCUGCUGAGGCAACAGAGGAAAGCCAAAAAACUCCAUAUGCUUGUGAAUGUGGCCGAUCUUUUCGCACAAUGUGUGGCUUAAGCACGCAUCAACGCUUCAGCCAUACAUGCAACCCCACUGUUGUUAAAGUAAUCAAGGAGGAAUGUAAGCUACCUUUUAAGUGUUCCCAGUGUGAGAAACAGUUUGUGAGCCCAGUGGCGCUGGCGUGCCAUGAGCGAUGGCACAGAAGGCGCGACAUGAUUCGCAGUAGUGGCGUCUCCCUGACUUGUGAGGAGUGUGGCAAGUCUUUUACCUCACUCACCUUCUUCCACAAGCAUCAAAGACUGGCUCACAGUGAGGAGGCUCCUGCAAAGUCUUUCCUUCAUCAAGUGUGUCAGCUUCAGAAAAAGUCAUUUGAAUGUCAGGAUUGUGGACGGCGGUUCUCCCGAGCCUCAGCUCUCCAGUCUCAUCAGCUUUGCCACACAGAUGUCUACGGUGACAUAGAAACACCAGCUCAAACAUCUGACGCAAGCCCUCCGUCGCCUCAAAAGCUGUACCUGUGCGACAAAGUGAAAGCUGCAAACUUUGCCAUUGGAGCAAUGGUUUAUUCACAGGACAAUACAGAAGUGUCAACUGACCUCAACAGCAGUGAGGUAGAAGAGGAGAAUGAGACGGCGGACCUAAAUGUAGAGGUGGUUAGUGUAACUGCCUCGGAUGGCUCACUAUUCGGGAGUGAUGAUGAGCUAGAUCAGGACCAAAACCCUGAUCUGGAAUUGGUGUGUGAAUCUGAUGCUGACGAAGGAGACGAGCUGCCUUCAAGUCCAACACAAGAUGAUGCACCCACAUCACCACCACAACAUUAUAAACCUGAGGUCAAUGUGAAAAUUGUAAAGGUCAACUUUGCUCACGUUACUGACCAAAAUGUCAAGGAAAAGGGCUUGUUCAGAAGCGUGCCUCGAGAGCCUGUGAAUUUUGAAUGUCCGGAGUGUGGCAGAAAGUUUGAAAGUGCUGGUGGCCUACGCUGCCACAGGCUGUGGCACAGGGGUGGGAUGGGGAAGAAAGCAUGCAUUAAGAGAAAGAUUUCUCCCACCAGCUCUGUAGUGAAACGCCACUUUAUCUGUGAAAUUUGUGGCCAUAAAAGUUACUCCAAGCCUGCUCACAAUGCUCACCUGGGCAAACAUGAGGAGAGAACCGCGUACAAAUCCAUCUCAUACCAACUUGCUGGGCUUAAAAAGAACAGCUUUAAAUGUGAUGAGUGUGGGAUGCGCUUUUCUCGACUCUCUGCCCUACACUCGCAUCAGCAACAUCAUAACAAUGAAAAGAAACCAUUUGCAUGCAAGAACUGUGACAAGAGUUACUCCAAUGCCAGUGGGCUCUACAAUCAUAAAAAGUCGUGUUAUCCUGGAAAAGUUGUUAAGAAAGACGCAGGGCCUGAGGUAAAAAAAGAGACUUUUAAUCCAAAGAAAAAUCUUCUUGGCCCAAAGGUUCACCACUGUAAGCGAUGUGGGAAGAGUUUUUGGUCUCUUGGAGCCUUGACUCAUCACAAACAGUACCAUACACAUUGUACCACGGCUGAGCCCGAGUCCAGUCCCCCAGUUAAUGGCCGUCCCCGCAGAGUCUCCUGCCCCAUUUGUGGGCUCAAGUUUCGUAAAAGGGGUAGUUUGGCAUGGCACAUGCAGCGACAUAAACAAAAGAAGAAAGAGGUACAUACUUGUGGAGAAUGCGGCAAGUCCUAUCGCUUGCUCACCUGUUUCCUGAAGCACCAGCUUAUACACGCAGGUGUCCAGGAUAAUCCUCCAGCAAUCAAGUCUUUUGAUUUUCAGGUAGAGCAGGUAAAAAAGAAUGCAUACAGCUGCACGGAAUGCGGGAAACUCUUCUCCCGUGCGAUGGCGCUCCAGUUCCACAUGAAAAGUCAUGGGUACGAAACUGGCUUUUCAAAGUCCCAAGCCAAGGAAGGGUUGCAAUGCCCAACCUGUCUUAAUCAAUUUCAAAAUGAAGCAAUGUUAGAAAACCAUCAGAAGAGUUGUGGAAAAACAAAAGAUGAUAAGGGCGGUGAGGUGCCAAUCACAGAAAGUGCAUUGAAGUCAGAAGCAAAAGUUUUGCCAGAGCCCAAAACAGCAGAUCUGAAAUAUAAAUGUGUGGACUGCGGAAGAAGCUUUGCUGUUGUUGGAGCACUUAAUUUUCAUAAAAGAAUCCAUCUUAAGAGUCACACUAGUCUGGUCAAAACAAAAAUUUCCAGACUUAGUCGGGUGGCAAAAUUGACAACAGAGCAGAAAGCUGGCAAGUAUCCAUUUACUUGCUCUGAUUGCGGCAGACAUUUUACGAAUAAUUCUGCUCUAGGAACUCACAGGCGAUGGCACACUGAUAAAAAAUUUGCUGGAUUUUUGUCAAAAGAGGAGAAAACUUCUGUUACAAAAUCUGUUGACAAUGGGCCAUUUCUUUGUAAUCUCUGUGGCAAGGGAUUCUUUUAUUUAUGUGUUCUUCGCCGGCAUCAGAAACACCACCCCCCAAUCGAAGCCAAUCCACCCGAAAAGGCCCACACGGCAGACAUGGUCUCUGAAUCAAAGACUAGCCCCUCAGCAAGCUCUUUAGCUUGUCCAGAAUGUGACAUGACCUUUUAUGGAGGAACGCAGUUGGCUACCCAUUUUGAAAUGUACCAUGCCACUUCUGAAAAAUCAUCCCCUCAUGUCCCUUCCCCCAAAGUCCCAUCAGGUCAGACUGGCAUGCCAGCCAAUGCCCCAUCAAAUACCAGCCCCUCAAAAAAGAACAGCUUGAAACUAAAAGUUCACCAAUGUCCCCACUGCCCAAAGAAUUACCCUAAAAUCAGAGGUUUGCGAGCCCACAAAUGGCAAGCACACAGGAAACCAAUUAAGCCCGUUGUGCCCCUGAAGCCCUUCCCUUGCCCUGAUUGUGAAAAACGGUACAGUUCUCAGGGAGCCCUUUACAAUCACCGAAAGACCUGCAAAGCAGUAAAGGUAGAGGCCCCCAAACCCCCAGUCACAAAAGUGAAAGUUAAAGUGGAAGAGACUCCUGUUUCACGCAGGCCUGUGGAGCUGGUUAGCAAAUGCUUUUUUAAGUGCCACAAGUGUGGAAAAGCUUUCCCCAGUGAGGAGCAGCUAAAGGCUCACAAGGAUGUAGCAAAGACUCGGCCUUUCUGUUGUGCUCUCUGUUGCCGUGGCUACUGGACAGAAGCCCAGCUGCAGCAGCAUCUCUCCUGGCACGACGAGGUUCGUAAAAGGCUGCCCACUGAACUCCGAUACAGGCUCAGUACCUCAGUCUCCUCCGGGCUCAAGCCUAAACCUCAGUCCUCUCUGCCCAGCCCAGAGAAACACUCGCCGCCGCCUCCUCAAGUCAAGCAGUACCUAGCAAAACCUGUCGCACCUCCCCGCCAGAAGGGGCACAAGUGUCAGCACUGUGGCAAAUCUUUCCUGUCCCCCCUGGCCCUGCAGCAUCACCAGGCUCAGCACAAGACUAACCUAGCCCAACCCACUUACCACUGCACUCUAUGCCCCCUCACCUUCACUGAGAUUCGAGAGCUCAUUGAUCACCACCAGGAAUGCAUGGGUGAUAAAGAACGGAAAGAUUCCGAUUCUGGUCCACCCACUAGAGACGGUGACGGCUUGACGUGCAUCGAGUGUGGAAUGUCCUUUGGUCAAGAGACUGAGUUGCAUCAGCACUACAUUGAACAUGCACGUGGAGAAUACUGAUUGAUUGAAGAUAUUAAAAGAAUGUCCUGGGGUUAAGAAUGAAUGUUUGUAUGAAGACACUAUGAUUUAGAGGAUCCAGAGUUGAUCUUCUGUCCAAAAACAAGUUCUGUAUUGAGACAUGCCGUUUUCUAUAUGUGAAUAAUGUGACUGCAGGUUUCACUAUGGGAAGUCAAUGUUUGUUUCUCAGGCAAAUUUCUGUUGCGCUGGAUGUAAAGUCCUUAGUUGAAAUCAACAUUUCCUGUGUAGUGAUCAGUUCUUUUUUUUCCUUUUUUUUUUUUUUUUUACAUGCAACACAUUUGUCAAAUAAGUGAUUAUAGAUAAUAAGGUGCUCCAUAUGGCCUUCACAUUAUCCAGGCAUAACCACAGAGAAAGCAUCACUCAAAACUAUUCUUCAAUGGAAGACAUAUGCAACUGUACCCAUAAGAACCUUAUGUUGGGAUACUCAUGUAAACUUGGUGCGUUUGUGCUUUUUCUACCCCUCUGUGAUUAGUACUACUAACUUUAUAUACUUGAUAUCCCAUCAGGUUAUUUUUAUUCAUUUUACCCCCCCUUCCCCCCUCAAAUGAUUAACACUACCCAUGCUCUGUUGUUAGUUCAAUACUAGGCUUGUAAUGUUUGUGUUUGAUAUUAAUAAUGUUCUGUUAUUGCUGAUUUAAAAGAGAAAUGAUUUUUGUUUGUGUUGAUUUGAAAUCAUUAAAAAAAAAUUCUAGAGUAAUUAUAGCGGGUAAGUCUGUAUCCAUUUUGUUUAAGUUAGUGAGCAUUAGGUUGUUUCUUACCUCAAACAGGUUUUCUGUACACUGCUGCCACCUAGUGGGGUAGAUGCAACACAAUCUAAACUCUUGGUGAAAGCUAGAAUUAAAGUGAAGUCCUUCCAUGAAUAGAGGGUCUGAUACCCAGUGGUGAAGAAUAGCAUCUUCAUUCCUUAAGAUUUGAUGAGAUAUAGUUGUGUUAACAUUUUUUGUGUUGAUUUGUCAUUCUUUUAUUGUUUUAUUUUGUUUUGUCAUAGAUUGAGUUACUUAUGUAGUUAGGGGUGAGUUACUGGUUUGCAGCAUUAACUCUGGGCUUAAUAGUCAAAAUGGCCAAAAAACACAAGCUUGUUUCAUGAAACUGAUGGCAAAUUAAUAAUAACAAAAAGCGACAAGAGAUGUAUGUUUGUUACUAUUGUGGAUCCGGCAAUUAUUUAAUUACAUUUUUUUUGCCAGUUCAGUGAGACUGGAAUCUUUGCACUGUGUGUCUCAUAUGCACACCUUGUUUGAAAUCUCCUCGCUUAUCUGGUAUAUUCCCCCCACCGUAGAAGUGUACUUUUAUCUGAAAUCCCCAUAAAUUAAGUGUGACCAUGCAUUGCAAUGAAUUGGUGGACUGCCCUACCUAGUGACUGGUUAUGUGGCAUUUGUUGCCAAUUUUGUGCUUUGGUGUUGAUUAGUAUGACAGUGGUCAUAAAAUUGUCAUUUGUAAAUAAUUUCUGACAACCACUUAAAGGAAUAUACACUCGUCAUUAAAUUAUUUCGGUUUUUCAGGUAGAGUUGAGUACAUAUUUCUCCCUUGGUUCUGGUACACCAUUUCUUAAACUAGCUAAACUAACCUCAGUACUUUCACUUAAAUAUCAUCAAAUAUUAGGCUUUAAAGAACUGAUAUUCUUGGAAAGAAAUUGGCUGAAGCUCUGCUGGGCUAAUGCUUAGAAAAUCAACGCUUGCUUUGAAGUUUUAUAAUUCUUCAAAACCUGAUCAUAGACUUGUCACUUCAGACCAGAAAUACACACCAUGUAAUAUGAAGUCUAAUGGGUUUUAGGGACAAGUUCCAUGUUUUUGAAUCCCAAAUGUAAAAAUGCAUUGGUUUAUUGAGUGAUCUCUACUAGGCUACUACUUUUAACUAUCCUGAUUGUAUGCAACGCCUAAAUAAAGCACUAAGAUAUUCA
Molecule: messenger RNA, 6672 nt
Organism: Clupea harengus (Atlantic herring)
Lineage: Eukaryota; Metazoa; Chordata; Actinopteri; Clupeiformes; Clupeidae
Biological process (GO): regulation of transcription by RNA polymerase II
Cellular component (GO): nucleus
Molecular function (GO): RNA polymerase II cis-regulatory region sequence-specific DNA binding; DNA-binding transcription activator activity, RNA polymerase II-specific
Source: RefSeq, a predicted model, not a curated record